Trichoderma asperellum CBS 433.97 is the source of this 559-nucleotide messenger RNA. NCBI's taxonomy places the organism in Eukaryota, Fungi, Ascomycota, Sordariomycetes, Hypocreales, Hypocreaceae. The record is from RefSeq and is a predicted model, not a curated record.
CACAAUGCUCUCCGCCGGCAUCCUCGAAAGUCGUCUCGACGCCCUCUACAACCAACUCGAAACCCUACGCCCCGACUCUUCCAACGACGAACUUGAAAGCUUUGCUGCCUUCUUCUCCGAAGACUGCGUCGUAAAUUUCGAAAGCAUGCGAGAGGCGAACGACCCUUCGCUCGGCAGAGAAGGCGUCGUCGCAAAACUGCGUGACGUUAUGAAGCACCUGUACCUCGAGCGGCGGACUGUUGUCAGCCAGACGAUUAGUGAAUCUGAAUCGCUUGUCUUCAGCGAAAUGAGGAACAGAUAUAAUGUGCACUCAGAGGUGUUGGACGAUUUCCCGGAGACGCUCGUUGCGACAUUUGACGACGAGGGCUUGAUUACAAACUUCCGGUUGUAUGGCUGCAGAAGUCAUAUCCUGAUUAUGAUCCAAAAGGCGACUGGAGAGGGACCCUUUUCAGCGGAAGAAAUGACAAAGCCGAACCUAGAAGCCAAUUUCCAGAAAAAGGCCAAUUACAUUGCAUUGCACGCGCAGAAGUGUGCACAUUUCUGUAUUUGGAAGCGAUGA